Molecule: messenger RNA, 2949 nt
Organism: Salmo salar (Atlantic salmon)
Lineage: Eukaryota; Metazoa; Chordata; Actinopteri; Salmoniformes; Salmonidae
Gene: usp13
Product: ubiquitin specific peptidase 13
Biological process (GO): protein deubiquitination
Molecular function (GO): zinc ion binding; cysteine-type deubiquitinase activity; protein binding
Source: RefSeq, a predicted model, not a curated record
AACAUGACUUCCCCCUCCGUUAUAUUUCCAGCGUCAUAUCCCUCGCCGCUGGAGGAAUGUCGAGACCGAAUGAUUUAAAAAUAGCAUCAUCUCUCCUCUGACAGCCUUCUCUAGUGACUCCCUUAGCAUUGUGGUGCGAGAAGCAGGAAUGCGAAGAUGGCUGCAGAUUUAGGAGAGCUGCUUGUCCCUUAUAUGCCCACCAUCAGAGUUCCCAGAACAGGAGACAGGGUUUUCAAGAGCGAAUGUGCCUUUUCCUACGAUUCUCCCGAGUCUGAGGGAGGCUUGUAUGUGUGUAUGAACACAUUCCUGGGCUUUGGCAGAGAACAUGUGGAGAGACAUUACCGUAAAACCGGACAGAGUGUUUACAUGCUCCUCAAACGGCAUGUCAAAGAGAAAGCCACAGGUGCCGCAGGAGGCGCCAUCUCCAGAAGAAGAAAUGGCAGAGUGUUCCUAGAUUUAGAACUAAACCGUGAUUUUAACGGAGAUGAGUAUGAGUGUGAAGACGAGGCCAAGCUCGUCAUAUUUCCAGACCACUUCGAGAUCCCCUUACCAAAUAUUGAGGAGUUGCCUGCACUGGUGACAAUAGCCUGUGACGCCGUGCUGAACGCUGCGUCAGCCUACAAAAAACAGGAGUCUGACUCCUGGGACGAGGAGAUCCAGGUGUCCAAACACGCCAGGAGUCUCCGACAGCAGGACAACGGAGUGAGGAUCCCACCCAGUGGCUGGAAAUGUCAGAAGUGUGAGAUGAGAGAGAACCUGUGGCUGAACCUGACGGACGGAGCGGUGCUUUGUGGGAAGUGGUUCUUCGAUGGUGCUGGAGGAAAUGGACACGCCCUGGACCACUACAAAGACACCAACUUCCCCCUGGCAGUCAAACUGGACAACAUCACCGCAGAUGGAGCAGAUAUAUAUUCAUUUGAUGAAGAAGAAGCAGUCCUGGACCCUCACAUAUCCGAACACUUGCAACACUUUGGAAUAGACAUGCUACAGAUGCAGCAGAAUGGAACAGAAAAUGGCCACCUCAACACAGACAACACAGAGAGCGUUCGGCCUCGGGUCAGCGAGUGGGAGGUGAUCCAGGAGUCAGGCAUGAAGCUGAAGGCGGUGUAUGGGUCAGGUUUUACGGGCAUUAAGAACUUGGGCAACAGCUGCUACCUGGGCACCACCAUGCAGGUCCUUUUCAGCAUCCCAGAGUUCCAGAGGGCGUAUGUUGGAAAUCUACAGAGGAUAUAUGACUACUCACCUCUUGACCCCACCACGGAUUUCAGCACACAAAUGGCUAAACUGGGUCACGGACUUCUCUCAGGCCUGUACUCCAAACCACCAAUGAAAUCCGAGCUCAUUGAACAGGUGAUGAGAGAAGAAUACAAGCACCAGCCGAAGGGCAUCUCUCCCAAGAUGUUCAAAGCCAUGGUCAGCAAGGGCCACCCCGAGUUCUCCUCCAACAGACAGCAAGACGCACACGAGUUCUUCCUGCACCUCAUCAACCUGGUCGAGAGAAACAGUGCUGGCUCAGAGAACCCCAGCGAUGUCUUCCGCUACCUGGUGGAGGAGCGUGUGCAGUGCUGCCAGACGCAGAAGGUGUGCUACAACCAGAAGGUGGACUACCUGAUGCAGCUCCCGGCCCCCAUAGAGGCUGCCUCCAACAGAGAGGAGCUGAUAGCGUAUGAGGCCAAGCGAAGAGAGGCAGAGGAAAACAUGAGAGCCCCUCCAGAGCCUGUGAGGGCCCGGAUCCCCUUCACAGCGUGCUUGCAGGCCUUCACAGAGCCAGAGAACGUCCCCGACUUCUGGAGCUCAGCACUGCAGGCCAAGUCAGCUGGAGUCAAGACUUCCCGUUUCGCCUCCUUCCCAGAGUAUCUGGUAGUGCAGAUUAAGAAAUUCACGUUUGGGGUUGACUGGGUUCCAAAGAAAUUAGAUCUGUCCAUAGACGUACCAGACUUCCUGGACCUGUCUCGACUCCGGGGCACAGGGCUUCAGGCAGGAGAGGAAGAGCUUCCUGACCUCACCCCCCCCAUCGUUCUGCCUGAAGACACCAGAGAUGACUCAAUGAACUCCUCAGAUUCCCCAGAUAUAGACGAGUCGGCGGCAAUGCAGCUGGCGGAGAUGGGCUUCCCUCUGGAGGCCUGUCGGAAGGCCGUUUACUACACAGGGAACAUGGGCCCUGAAAUGGCCUUCAACUGGAUCAUAGCCCACAUGGAGGAGCCUGACUUUGCUGAGCCCCUGGCCCUGCCUUCCUUCAUGGAGGCAGGCCCCUCCAUGGCCAGCCUGGGCCUUGCAGCCACCCCCCUGGACAAUCAGCCUCCGGAGGAGAGCAUCGCCAUCCUCACGUCCAUGGGCUUCCCCCGCCACCACACGGUCCAGGCCCUCAAAGCCACGAACAACAACUUGGAGAGGGCUCUGGACUGGAUCUUCACCCACCCGGAGGAGGAGGAGGAGGAGGCCAGCGACGACCUUUUGGACAUGUCUGACAUCAUGGAGCCCAACGACAACACCUUCUCCAACGCAAACACGAACAGCCACUCCACGCUGUCCCCAGACCAGGAUGCCUCGGGCCCCCGGAUCAAAGACGGACCCGGACGUUACGAGCUUUUUGCUUUCAUCAGCCACAUGGGAGCGUCCACGAUGUCUGGUCGUUAUGUAUGUCAUAUCAAAAAGGAAGGAAGAUGGGUGAUCUUCAAUGACCAUAAAGUGUGUUUGUCAGAAAGGCCUCCAAAAGACUUGGGCUACAUCUACUUUUACCGUCGGCUGUCUAGCUGCUAGACCUAGCCCCCCUCCCCCCUUUACCGUCAGCUGUCUAGCUGCUAGACCUAGCCCCCCCUCCCCCCUUUACCGUCAGCUGUCUAGCUGCUAGACCUAGCCCCCCCUCCCCCCUUUACCGUCAGCUGUCUAGCUGCUAGACCUAGCCCCCCCUCCCCCCUUUACCGUCGGCUGUCUAGCUGCUAGACCUAG